Molecule: messenger RNA, 2579 nt
Organism: Salmo salar (Atlantic salmon)
Lineage: Eukaryota; Metazoa; Chordata; Actinopteri; Salmoniformes; Salmonidae
Product: CREB-regulated transcription coactivator 1
Biological process (GO): protein homotetramerization; positive regulation of transcription by RNA polymerase II
Cellular component (GO): nucleus; cytoplasm
Molecular function (GO): cAMP response element binding protein binding
Source: RefSeq, a predicted model, not a curated record
AUACUGCACGCCCCUGGUUCUUUUCUGGUAUUUGGUCCGGACUGCGUUCUCAUCUGCAGUGAACCGCACCGAGGUACGAACGGAAUCUGACCGAGACCAACCUUUUUGAGCGAACCACGGUGCGGUCGAGUGCGGAUAGUGUUCACACCAGUCCAAACGAACCGAACCGCUCCAAACCAAUUUGCUGUGAAAGCUCACAGAGCCCAACAUACAAAUCAAAUACACACGGUAAGUCCUGAUUUAAUGAUGUGAUAAUACUCAUCAUUAGAUUUCCAGGAAAUAGAAAAUGGUAUGCAGUAUGCGAUAUGUUAUGUAGCUAGCUAGACAUUUACAUUUGUAUUUUUCAUUUCAUAGCAUAAUUUACAGUACGCGCGUAAUGACGACAAACCAUCGUAUCCAAGCGUUGUGCGUAAUGUCCCAUUGAGAAGAACAGCAAAAGAUGGCGAGCUCAAACAAUCCACGUAAAUUUAGCGAGAAAAUCGCUUUACAUAAUCAGAAACAGGCGGAGGAGACUGCGGCUUUCGAAGAAGUGAUGAAAGACCUAAACAUUACUAGAGCUGCACGGUUGCAGUUACAGAAGACCCAGUAUUUGCAACUAGGGCAGAAUCGUGGACAGUACUAUGGAGGCUCACUGCCCAAUGUCAAUCAGAUUGGAAAUAGCAACAUUGACCUGCCUUUUCAGAAUUCCGCUUUGGACACCAGUCGGUCGACCAGGCAUCACGGGCUGGUGGACCGUGUUUACCGCGAUCGGAACCGUAUAACCUCGCCCCAUCGCCGGCCCCUCUCUGUGGACAAACAUGGCCGCCAGAUUGACAGCUGCCCCUAUAGCUCCGUGUACCUCUCACCCCCACCGGAUACCAGUUGGAGGAGGACAAACUCUGACUCAGCACUACACCAGAACACCAUGAACCCUGCGCCCCAGGAUGCGUUUGCAGGGGGAUCACAAGAGCUCCAGCCUAAACGAGUGCUGCUGCUUACAGUGCCUGGGACUGAGGAGUCUGAAUCAGAUGCAGACAAGGAUACACAGUGGGAUAACAAAAAGAAUGACUCAUCAAGAACCAAGUCCUGUGAAGUCCCUGGGAUCAAUAUAUUUCCAUCACCAGAUCAGGAAGUGAACACGUCAUUGAUCCCGGCCACGCUCAAUACGGGAGGCUCCCUGCCUGAUCUGACCAACAUCCAGUUCCCCCCACCGCUGCCCACUCCGCUGGAUCCAGACGACACUGUGGCGUUUCCUUCCCUUAACUCAUCCAACAGCACAGGCAACCUGACCACCAACCUCACCCACCUCGGCAUCAGUGCUGCCAGCCACGGGAUCACUACCACCUCUCAGCCUACCAUGACUGUGGCGGCCCAGCGUAGGCAGCCCACCCUGAUCCCCCUAACCCUUAACGCAGACCCCCAGCCACAGCAGUCCCCGCAGCAGCUCUCUCCCACGCUGUCGCCCCCUCUCAACAUCCAGGCAGUGGCGAUGGAGGCCUUGACUCUGGAGCAACAGCUAUCCCAGUAUGCUUUCUUUAGCCAGCUGACAGUGCAGGCCCAGGCUCAAGUGCUCAAUGACCUGCAGCAGCAGGCCCUGCCCCAGGGCAUCAGGCUGAUCACCCUGGCCACCACCACUGCCCCAACAGCCACCCAGUCCUCCCCGGACAGCCAGAUCCAGACGCCCGCAAGCGUCAACGUCAACUCGUACCGCAAUCAGACAGGCUCUCCGGCCAAUCAGUCUCCAACCUCCCCAGUCUCCAAUCAAGGCUUCUCCCCGGGCUUCUCCCCUGGCGGCUCGCCUCAACACAUUCCAGUGGUGGGCAGUAUAUUUGGGGAUUCGUUCUACGAUCCGCAGAUAGCAUCUCGGCAGACCAAUGCUCUCUCCCACCAGCUCGAGCAGUUCAAUAUGAUUGAAAACCCCAUCAGCUCCAAUAGCCUAUACAACCAGUGCUCCACCCUCAACUACACACAAGCAGCCAUGAUGGGCCUUACAGGGAGCAGCCUGCAUGACUCCCAGCAGUUGGGCUACAGUAGCCAUGGCAACAUCCCUAACAUCAUUCUCACAGAUGUCAGCUUCGACGCGGACUCUCCCUUCCCGUUGGACGAGCUGAAGAUCGACCCUCUCACCCUGGAUGGACUGCACAUGCUCAAUGACCCCGACAUGGUUCUGGCUGACCCUGCCACUGAGGACACGUUCAGGAUGGACAGGUUGUAAUGUAGAAUACUGGCUGUGGCCAACAAAAAAUAACCCUGGUAAGAAAGGGAAACGAGGCAUGGUGGGGGUGAAUCAUCUCCCCAGUUUCAUGGCCAUUCAGCUAUCUGAUCUCACCCUCAAGUCCUUUCAAAUAAUAUGCCAUCAAAAACCAUUGUAGAGAAGGACAUGCAAUGACUUGUUGGGUUUGGGAAGGGCAUUGCUGUCAUUUCCAAUGAGAUUGUUGGUUGGUCAGAGCUUUGCUAGCCUGCUGCGUUUUUAUAUAUAUAUAUAUAUAGUUGAAGUCGGAAGUUUACAUACACUUGGGUUGGAGUCAUUAAAACUCGUUUUUCCAACCAUUCCACAAAUUUCUUGUUAACAAACUAUAGUUUUGGCAAGUCGGUUAGGA